Molecule: messenger RNA, 919 nt
Organism: Nematolebias whitei (Rio pearlfish)
Lineage: Eukaryota; Metazoa; Chordata; Actinopteri; Cyprinodontiformes; Rivulidae
Gene: erh
Product: ERH mRNA splicing and mitosis factor
Exons: 4
Coding region: 148-462 (104 amino acids)
Source: RefSeq, a predicted model, not a curated record
AUCACAACCGGAAGCAUCUUUACCUCAUUUCCGCUGACUGCUUUUUCUAGAACCUGUGAACUGCACGAUAAAUCGAGUCGUAAAUAAGUCUUUUUUUUCCCAGUUUUACAUUUCUUAAAACCUAGAGGGUGUAAAGUGAGUACAGAUAUGUCGCACACAAUUUUGCUUGUCCAACCAACCAAGAGACCAGAGGGCCGCACUUACGCUGACUACGAGUCAGUGAAUGAAUGCAUGGAAGGUGUUUGCAAAAUGUACGAAGAGCAUCUGAAGAGGAUGAAUCCAAACAGUCCAUCCAUUACAUAUGACAUCAGUCAAUUGUUUGACUUCAUUGACGACUUGGCAGACCUGAGCUGUCUUGUGUACAGAGCUGAUACUCAAACAUACCAACCGUACAACAAAGACUGGAUUAAGGAAAAGAUAUACGUCCUGCUGCGGCGUCAGGCUCAACAAGCAGCAAAGUAAAUGCAUAUUUGACAUGUUGUCCUGAUUCACACUCUUGAAGAGUUAACAUUUCUCUGCAACAGCAGAGCUUAAUAGAGCUGUGUAUAAGGACAACAUUGUCAGACUGAAAAGAGGUGUUUCAUUUUUACUACACACGUUGUCUACACAUUGGUAAAAGAGUAGGUUAGGAAAAUGGGGUGUGGUGAGAAAUUUGGGGUUUAUAUAGAAGUUGCAUUUCGCUUGUUAGCAUCUUCUCAUUCUCAGACAGUUUUCUAAUUUGUUACACUUAUGAAAAGGAAGAAUUUUCAGAUCCAACGUGAUACACGUCUGAAACGUUUUAUAAAUUAGUUUAAGCAAAAAUAAACCUUUUUAUUUUUUUUAUUUUUACUGGAUGUGUUGUGGGUUUUGAUUGCAUCAAAUUUACUUUAGAAUUAGAGCAAAGUGGAGAUUUGUGCUAACAUCCAGAAGGUAAAAAUGU